Molecule: messenger RNA, 759 nt
Organism: Mercurialis annua (annual mercury)
Lineage: Eukaryota; Viridiplantae; Streptophyta; Magnoliopsida; Malpighiales; Euphorbiaceae
Product: protein NUCLEAR FUSION DEFECTIVE 6, mitochondrial-like
Exons: 3
Coding region: 124-426 (100 amino acids)
Cellular component (GO): mitochondrion
Source: RefSeq, a predicted model, not a curated record
AUGUCCAAACACGGUCAACACUGCACCGAAGGAUUUUAAUUCUCGUUUUUCUUUUCAGAACCCAGACACUCUCACUCACACUCAUAAUUUCCGAUUUGCGAAUUCUUAAUCUAACACCCAAAAAUGCCACCUUUCACCGCCGCCAGAUCAAUUUUCCGAUCAGCCUCCUCCGCUCGCAGUGCCGCAACACGCUUGGCUUCCAAAACCAAACCAAAUACCUCACCAGCUUCUCCAUUUCGCACCUCUCCCAACAACAAGAAGCCUCUGUCUCAGUCCCUCUUAAGGCGGCCGGUGGGAAUGAGCUUUUGUGUAGAAUCGAUGAUGCCAUAUCACACGGUUACUGCUUCUGCAUUGAUGACUUCGAUGCUUUCUAUCUCUCGGGAUGGCUACGGUUGGCUUCUUGAAGGAAAAGAUGAGACUAGAUGAAGAUCAGAACAAAGAUGGUUGAUUUGGAUUUAUUGUUUUCUGAGCAUUUUUACUAAAGAAGUAGUAUCACCGAUCAUGUAUAAACUAGGAAAGUCUGUUUCAUCAAACGUGUAUUUUUCAUGUUCCUUGAGGCUUGAAGCUUUAAUACGUUUUUUCCUUUUAUUGAACCAAAAGUCCUUUUAAAUUUGAGAUCUGACGGGGUUAUAUUUGUGUGGUUUUAGAUUGUCCAACUUCUUUCAAAUCAGGGUUUAACUUGUUGACUUGAAAUUCUUGUUAUUAUUUGAGAAAUAUCGACCUGGUCAGUUGGGGUGUAUACUGAUUAUUUUUAUUCAA